This is a messenger RNA of Capsicum annuum, 1626 nucleotides long. RefSeq names its product RNA-binding protein Musashi homolog 2. The record is from RefSeq and is a predicted model, not a curated record. The coding region runs from base 277 to 1395 and encodes 372 amino acids. Gene Ontology annotation, molecular function: RNA binding. The transcript has 14 exons. Lineage: Eukaryota; Viridiplantae; Streptophyta; Magnoliopsida; Solanales; Solanaceae.
ACGCAUAUGGUGGAUAUACAUUUUGGGUUGCGUGAAGGGAUUGGAAAGGAGGACGGGACAGAUAGGAGAGCUGAGCGGCGCGAGCGAGGGGGCUAGCAGAGCGAGAGAGCGAGUUAGGGUUUUGGUAAAUCGGAACCACGAAGAGGUGUGUGUCUGUUACGUGCAGGAUAAAUCGUCGUGUGUGAGCGAUUUGUGUUUUAGAGAGAGGUGUGGUGAGAUCGCGAGAGAGCGAUUUGAGUGUUUGUCCAACGAUUAAUCAGACAAGUCUUUGUUAGCAUGUCGGAGAGGAAACUCGUGGUUUUAGGCAUUCCAUGGGACGUGGAUACAGAAGGUCUAAGGGAGUAUAUGAUCAAAUUCGGGGACUUAGAGGACUGUAUUGUCAUGAAGGAGCGUGCUACUGGUCGUUCUCGUGGAUUCGGCUAUGUCACAUUUGCUACACUUGAGGAUGCUAAGAAUGCAUUGUCUAAGGAGCACUUUCUUGGAAGCAGAAUGCUAGAAGUGAAAGUGGCGACACCAAAGGAGGAGAUGAGGGCUCCUGCAAAGAAAGUGACCAGGAUUUUUGUUGCUAGGAUUCCUCCGUCUGUAUCUGAAGCUACUUUCAGAAGUUAUUUUGAGAAGUACGGUGAAAUAACAGAUCUAUAUAUGCCAAAGGAUCCAUCUACCAAGGGACAUCGUGGAAUUGGGUUUAUAACUUUUGACCGUGCUGAAUCAGUUGAUGAUCUGAUGAGUGACACCCAUGAACUGGGAGGUUCCACAAUUGUUGUCGACCGAGCAACACCCAAGGAAGAAGAAUUCAGACCUGUUAGUCGGAUGUCGCAGGGUGGUGGAGGAGGAUAUGGUGCAUAUAAUGCAUAUAUUAAUGCAACAACUAGAUAUGCUGCGCUUGGUACUCCCACCUUAUAUGACCAUCCUAGUUCUAUGUAUGGAAGAGGCGGUGGAGGAGGAUUUCCAUCUCGUGGUGGCAUGGGCCAGAAGAUCUUUGUUGGCCGGCUACCUCAAGAGGCAACAACUGAAGAUCUUCGCCAGUAUUUUGGUAGAUUUGGCCGUGUUUUAGAUGUUUACGUUCCAAAGGAUCCCAGAAGACCAGGGCACAGAGGGUUUGGUUUUGUCACCUUUGCUGACGAUGGUGUUGCGGAUCGUGUUUCUCGAAGACCUCAUGAAAUAUGUGGACAUCAGGUUGCAAUUGAUUCUGCCACUCCCCUUGAUGAUGCUGGUCCAAGUAGUAAUUACAUGAUGGAUCCUCCUCCCCCUCCUCCUCCUGAACCUUAUGGGGGAUAUGGUGGUCCUAUGCGUUCCUAUGGCAGGAUGUAUGGGGGCCUAGAUUAUGAUGAUUGGGGUUACGGCUUGGGUGGAGGGAGACCUUCAAGAUCAGAUAUGAGAUACAGGCCCUACUAGCUGGCCUGGGUGAAGUGAAACCUUCUAGAGCAGAUAUGAGAUACCUGCCCUACUAGCUUGUGUGCUACUAGUAGCUUUGUUUUGCAGGUAGUCAGAAGCUGUCUGAAUUUCUAAUGGGUGGCGACAUAGAUAUGUCAUAGUUCACUCAGCUUAUUUGGUGGACAUCAUAAAACAUGUACUACUUGAUAUUUCCUUAAUUUAAUUGAAGGAGCAGUGCUGAUGGAUUGUGCA